GUUUUAUACCAUAAGUAAAUGUAUAAAACCAUACCUUUCCCCAUAACAUGUGUUAUUAUACUCUGUGUUCACACUUACGGCUCGAAAACAAAAACAAAAUUAAAUUUUUCAAUACAUUUUCAAGCGAUGACUGAUUUCGUGGUAACUAUGAAGCCGUUUACGAUCACCGAUGGGAUCCACUGGUGAUCGGCCCCGUCAUGGACUACAACCUAAUCGUCAUAAUAGCCGUCGUAUGGCUCAUCAUAAACGUGAUGAAUGUGGUGCUGAAGACGUGGUUCAGCUACGAGUUCGCCCAAACCCUGCAGACAUUAGGUCUCACCAUAAGACCUCUUCAGAUCCAGAUGUGCACCCAAUCACUGAAUCGUGUCUUCUAUCUCCUGAGCACAUGUCGGCCCAAACUGCUGGACAAGUGGUUCACAGUGGGAACCGUUGUGACACUGGCCGCGAUCAUACCAUCCGUGUAUAUACUGCUGCAGACGCUGUACCAGCUAUUGGUCGCCAAUUAUCUCAUCGGCGGUAACCGAGCGCUGGCCAGUGGGCAGGCGUUGUAUCCUGUGAUCCCCGGCAUUAACCUUCCGAUGUCUGACUUUGUCUACUAUUUCAUAACUCUCGCCAUAAGUAGUAUAUAUCACGAGUCGGGACACGCGUUGGCAGGGCUCAGGGAAGGGGUACGCCUUCACAGCUUCGGUGUCUUCCUAUUCAUCAUAAUUCCGGGCGCUUUCGUAAACCUGUCGACAGAGCAGGUCCUGAAUCUGAACGUCUGGAACCAAUUGAAGAUCUUUACGGCCGGCGUUUGGCAUAACAUAUCUCUCGCACUGUUUGCCAUCGUUUUGCUGUUAAUCAAUCCAUUCGUAUUGAGUCCACUGUAUAGUCAACCGCCCGGUGUUGUGGUCGCUCACAUCGAGCCGCUGUCGGGCGCCGCCGGUCCUAACGGCUUGCGUACGGCUGACGUGAUCACUGGUGUCGACGACUGUAUGAUUAUAGACACCACUAAUUGGAAGCAGUGUUUGCUGUCUAUAGCCAACCAUCCGCGGGACGGGUAUUGCGUGGACGCGGAGUUUAUCGCGAAGGAGAUCAAGAGUUUCGCGCCGGUAGUCAGUGGUGGACAGGCAGCCGGCGCUCAUUGUUGUGAUAAAAAUAGUGAAAAUAGUUUGUGUUUUAUAAAGAAUAACUCUAUGAACGAGAGGGUGUGCCUACCGGUGCGCCGGCUACUGGACACCAGUCCCAUGACAUGCAAUACUAGCGCCGAUUGUACGCGAAGUAUGGCUAAGAGUAGUGAUAAUUGCGUGAAACCCGUGGCCGACACGAACGGCACGAAACUGGUGCGGAUUAGACGACAGGGAAAGCCUAAUGUGCUGUUUUGGGGGUCGCCCUCCGAGCUCUACCAGUCCAUCGUUUUAGUCAAAUACAAACCAAAGUUGACGUCUUUGCCGCUCAUUUGCAUCCAUUACUACGAGACACUUCUCAGGUAUUUGAUAUCGUUUUCGUUGGCAUUGGCGGUGUUUAAUGUGAUUCCGUGCGUCUAUUUGGACGGUCAGUGGAUUAUCAACGCCUCCAUUGAGCUGACACUGGCCUCGAGGGUCAGUACGAGAGUCAAGCGACUCGUAUCGCAAGUGUUGAUAUCCAUGGGAACGGUAGUCCUGUCGUCGUGUGUUGUCAUCGGUUUAUACCAAUUGUUUGACACUUAAGUACAACGAAUGCAUUGUUUGU
Molecule: messenger RNA, 1710 nt
Organism: Oppiella nova
Lineage: Eukaryota; Metazoa; Arthropoda; Arachnida; Sarcoptiformes; Oppiidae
Source: the annotation of a GenBank genome assembly